CCCUGGCAGAGGGAGGCGCGGUUCAAGCGCUUCCUCCGCACAGGCGCGCGCAGGUCUUGCUUCGAGACCAGACAUGGCGGGCCUCACAGUGCGCCUUCUCGAGCUAGCGGAAGGCAGCCAUGUCAAGAGCCUGGAGCAGGCAUCACGGAUGCGGUGGCGGCCAAGGACGCGGUGAUCCGCGAUUUUGCCAAGCGCGCACGCUGGAGGAAUUCGAGGAGUACAGGCGGCCAUCCAAGGAGAGGAAGACAAUGGACGCCGAGGUGGACGUGUCCGAGCGCGUCUCCUACGCUCACAGGAUAAGCUACACCCGAUUAUCUUCUCGGUCAGCCCCCUCAGGAGCAGCAACGCAGCCCUACCACUACAGCGACAUGGAUCUGGGCGUCUUGAAAGCUCCGGAAACCGCACCGCCACCAGCGCCAUUCCUGCCGUCGCCAACUGUGAAAAAAUCACCACCAAAAGAAGCAGCAGCAGGAAAGCUCACGCCCUCUCCACUCCGGUUACACUUCCCGGACUGCCUCCCGGAUGGAAGCCCGGAGAUCCGGUUCCACUGCCGGAAGUGGCACCGCCAGCACCAAUUCCAACAGCGUGCGCUCCAGGAGUAAUCAAGGUGCCGUUCGUGCAGCUGGAU
Messenger RNA from Selaginella moellendorffii, 628 nucleotides. RefSeq lists its product as uncharacterized. Lineage: Eukaryota; Viridiplantae; Streptophyta; Lycopodiopsida; Selaginellales; Selaginellaceae. The record is from RefSeq and is a predicted model, not a curated record. The coding region runs from base 120 to 602 and encodes 160 amino acids. The transcript is spliced from 3 exons.